Messenger RNA from Pectinophora gossypiella (pink bollworm), 3908 nucleotides. It is a transcript of the gene escl, whose product is annotated as polycomb protein EED. Bases 144 to 1382 code for a protein of 412 amino acids. The record is from RefSeq and is a predicted model, not a curated record. Gene Ontology annotation, biological process: negative regulation of transcription by RNA polymerase II. The transcript has 8 exons. Gene Ontology annotation, molecular function: nucleosome binding; protein binding. NCBI's taxonomy places the organism in Eukaryota, Metazoa, Arthropoda, Insecta, Lepidoptera, Gelechiidae. Gene Ontology annotation, cellular component: ESC/E(Z) complex.
GUUUGGGACGCUGGUGUGUCAGCUGAUUUAUUUAGUUAGAGCGGUUUUUCAUAAGAAAAUUAGGUAAAAUUACUAUAAAUUAUAUGAACACUGUAGUAUAGUUGGAUUAUUUAGUGUUACGGUGUCUAAAGGAAGAAAAUAACAUGAACUUUUCGGAUAAUGAAGCCGACGACACAUCGAGUGUAGAUAGUACAUCAAAUACUGACAACACAUCUCGAAGUGAGACUCCAACAAACUCCCGCGUAAAGAAACGAAGGCGUGGUAAGAAGAAAACUACGAAACAAGUAAAGCCGCCUUAUAAAUUCAAUUGUAGUGCAAAAGAAGACCAUGGACAGCCGCUGUUUGGUUGCCAGUUCAACCACCACAUUGCUGAGGGGGAGCCGCAGAUAUUCGCUGUGGUCGGCAGCAACCGUGUCUCCAUAUACGAGUGCCCCGAGUCCGGCGGCUUCAAAUUCCUUCAGUGCUAUGCUGACCCUGAUGUGGACGAAACAUUCUACACGUGCGCGUGGUCGUACGAGGAGGAGACGAACCUCCCCCUGCUAGCGGUGGCCGGGUCCCGCGGCAUCGUCCGCAUCUUCCACCCCGCCUCGCAGACCUGCAUCAAGCACUACAUCGGACACGGGCACGCCAUCAACGAGGUGAAGUUCCACCCGCGCGACCCCAACCUCCUGCUCUCAGCCAGCAAGGACCACGCCCUCAGGCUAUGGAACAUCAUGACCGACGUCUGCAUCGCCAUCUUCGGAGGCGUCGAAGGACACAGAGACGAGGUCUUAAGCGCCGAUUUUGACCUAAAAGGGGAAAGAAUCAUGUCCUGUGGAAUGGAUCAUUCCUUGAAAUUAUGGAGAUUGGAUAAACCCUCAAUGAAUGAGGCCAUCAAGCAAAGUUACAACUUCAACCCACACAGGGCGCUGAGGCCGUUCAACUCGCUCAAGGAGCAUUUUCCAGAUUUUUCCACGAGAGAUAUUCACAGGAAUUACGUGGAUUGUGUCCGAUGGAUGGGUGAUCUCAUUUUGUCUAAGUCGUGCGAGAACGCGAUAAUCUGCUGGAAGCCAGGCCGGUUGGAGGACUCGGAGCUUCGUCCCGGGGACAGUUCCGUGACUAUCGUGCACCGCUUCGACUACAAGGAGUGCGAGAUCUGGUUCAUCCGCUUCGCUGUCGACUACAGCCAGCGGGUGAUAGCGCUAGGCAACCAGUGCGGCAAGACCAUGGUGUGGGAGCUGGGCAGCGUGGCGGGCGGCUCGCGCGUGUCGCAGCUCGUGCACCCGCGCUGCGGGGCCGCCGUCAGGCAGGUAACAUUGUCACGCAACGGCAAGGUACUUCUGACGUGCUGCGACGACGGAACCAUCUGGCGCUGGGACCGCGUCGCCAACACCAGCAUUUAACUACCAUCAUAUGAUAAGGAAUAAUACCACGUAUACAUAGAACCAUGGUAUAAGCAAACCAGUAGGCUCUGCACGGCAACCACGCCGAGCGCGGCGCGAAUUAUAUCGAGGCCUUAGACUAAUAGCCGUUUGACGGUAGAUAGCAUUUAUAUCGCUCAAUAUAAUACGCGCCGCGCGGUUGUCACACUGACCCGGCUGGUAUGCUCAAAACUGACAGCUAGCAUUUCAAGGUUACCCCAGCUGACGUCAUUCCACCCUGUGUUGCCAUUUCUUAAAAAACAAAUUUACCCACGUCCAAUGUUUUUAAUUUACUUUAGGACAUUUUGAACUUGUAGUAAAAGAUUUACGUACAGUAUUUAUGAUUUUUAUAUAGUGACAAAUAAUAGUGAUUAAAUACAUUAGUCAGUAAUUCACUUAAUUUUCAAUAAUAAACUUCACUCCCACGAAUGUUGGAGAUACCAAUUUAAUGGUAACACUACGUCAUCAAGGGCUUGUCAUAAGAUUGAGCAUACCUGGUCUUCUUAUACCAAUGCGUAGAACGGCAACUCUCCGCUCCUAGGUUUACCUCAACCCCUCGGUCUUACUUUAGUCUUCAAUCGUAUGGGCGUCAGACGUCACACACACAGAUGCGCGUGUACGAUAACGUCAAUGUGUAGUGUCUGUGUAAAACGAGUUAUUUUAUAUGAAGUGUCCGGGGUGUGCUUCUAUGAAGAUUUAUUAAGCUGAUAAAGGAUAACAGCGGAUGAAAGAUAAUAGGAUCGGAAAGAAAGCAGUAUAAUAAGAUGAAGGUUGCGAUGAAUGUCUGACUACCCCAAUUGGGAGAUAGCCGUGAGCUUAUAGGCCUGGCAGAGAAAAACAUAGAAGGACGUACAUUGACUAAAUUGGAGGUGUCGUUGGAAAAGGUCUAGACCAAUCUACUCUGCACCGGUGUGCGUGUAUGAAACGAUUGAUGAAUGUGGAGGAAACAAGAGAAGUAUGUCAGGAUCGAAGCAAAUAGAAUUCCAUUAUCUCUGCAUACCACGUUGGGAAAUAGGCGUGAGAUUAUGUAUGUAUUUAUUAAGCUCGGUACAACGCUUGUGCUUAAAGUAGUACCACGCUACGAUGGCCGUUUCCUUUUAACAUAUUAAAUUACAAUAAUUUGUUGUCAUUGUGUAUAAAAUUAUAUUGCUACCUAUAAUGAUUCCCUUAUUUUGAUCAUAAUAAUAAUGGGUGGAAGAUGUAAUUGUGCCUGCGUGUAAUAAAGAGGGUCAUCAUACAUAAACAGCCUUUAUACGUCCCACUGCUGGGCACAGGCCUCAUUUAUACCCAAAAUACAAAGGAUUUAUAUCAGUCAUCCAUGAAAUUAGAAGGUUAAACGAAGAAAAAUAUAUACAGCGCCAUCUAUAUUGUUUUUGAGGAACGUAGCCUGGAUAGUCCCUCAUUUUACUAAUUAUAAUUGAGGACCACAUAUACAGUCGUCAGUAUCAGAGACAGCAAAAAUUGCCAUUGUAAAAUAUUACUAAAAAAUAAAUUUGUUGGCAACCCUACAAAUUUGCAUUGGGUUGCCAACAAUAAAAAGUAAACCAAAGUAGUAGUAGUUCAAUGUAGUUAUUAAAUUCGGAACGUGAUAAACUUUUUUUACAGCAGCCAUCAUAGCGUGCCGCUACUUAAGUUCGUCAUGCGACUGUACCUCUGGACUACCCCAUAGGGAACGUAGUCGUUAGCUUAUAUUAUUAUAAUAGGAAGGUUUACGUCACUGCCUGUAGACAUAAUAAAUUGUAAAGCUGCCUUAUUUGGCAAUUGCGACAAGACUAAAUCUUAGCUUAAGUCACCAGCCGUAACAGAGGACUUGAUGAACAAAUGGGCAAAACCCUUUUUCCAAACGCGUUGUCUGGAGCAUAUUCCAUUAAGUUUGAAGGUAUACAUUGGCCCCGAUUCUUGCCGACACCCGUCAUCUUCUUAACCGCCGAAAAGGAAAGGGACGGGUUAUCGAUGGGCAUAACAUUUAUGGAACACACGUCAAUUUUAGGCAGAAACUACAAUUAAAAUUUUGGCCAAUAACCCAUCAAAAUUAAGUUGACAGUGCUCGUGCAAUGGGUUGCACAACAGCGAGCCUAUUUUAUUCGUCGCGUUAUUCAUUCAUUUUAAAAUUAACAAUUGUCAAUCAUCCGUCCCUAUCCUUUUCAGCGGAUAAGAAAAUGACGGGUAUAUCUUAAAAUAAAAUUAAAGAGGUUUCUGCAGGAAUCGAGGCCAUUAUACGACUAUAUUCGCUUAAAUCACAAUAAAAUUAAGAAGUUUGUUAGCAAUAAUAAAUAUGACGAUAACUUAUCACUAUUUCGUACGAUUUUAGAAUACGAAAAUGUGUUGUUUUUACAAUUGCGACUUAAAAAUGUAAAUGAUUGAGGAAAUGGUAAAAUAAUUUACAUAAUAAUGUCUCAUACAAGACUUCAGACAAUUUUGUCUUUAAAAUUUAAGCUAAACUAUGUACUGGCAUGAAUGAUUUAUUUUAAACUAAAAAACAAGACUGGCUUUAGUCAAAUUUUAAAA